Molecule: messenger RNA, 3748 nt
Organism: Haplochromis burtoni (Burton's mouthbrooder)
Lineage: Eukaryota; Metazoa; Chordata; Actinopteri; Cichliformes; Cichlidae
Gene: sirt1
Product: sirtuin 1
Exons: 9
Coding region: 34-2181 (715 amino acids)
Molecular function (GO): NAD+ binding
Source: RefSeq, a predicted model, not a curated record
GUGACUACUGGUGGAGAACGAGUCACGUGUGCUAUGCAAAUGAGCCAGCUGUCCGAGAGGAAGGCUCCUGCUCAGCGGCUCUGCGGGCUGAAGAUGGCGGACGGAGAGAACAGUCUCAAAACGGCCCUUUCGGGCGCCUCCGAUACGGGGGAACCUCCGGCUAAGAUUUCGAAAAUCAGUCCAGGGACUAACUAUGGACUAAAAGCCGUCGAAGCGGACCAGUUCUCGUGCGUCUCCGCGGCAACUGAGAGCUGGGAGGCGGCGUUGAAUUGUGCGCAGCCCGCGGAGAAGGAAGCUAAGCCGGUGAUGGCGGUAGAACAGGCCCCGGCAGCGCUAGGCGGAGACAACAAUGGACUGGAAGUAUUGCUCUCCGACCCUCACAAGCCAGUUGGAAAACUGGACGACACCACUGUCUUUGGCGCAACCGAGGACAGUCCAGAUUUUCUUGGGCACGAUGAUCUUCCCUCUAACGGUUUGGCUGUCACUCCGGAGCACAUCACUGAAGACGAUGACAGGUCCUCGCAUGCAAGCUCCAGCGACUGGACUCCUCAACCGCAAAUAGGUUCCUACAGUUUCAUCCAGCAGCACAUUAGAGAGACAGAUCCAAGGGCCAUCCUGAGGGAUUUGCUGCCCGAGACUGUACUCCCACCAGAUUUAGAUGACAUGACAUUGUGGCAGAUCAUCAUCAACAUCUCAGAGCCUCCAAAAAGAAAGAAGCGGAAAGAUAUUAAUACCUUAGAAGAUGUAGUCAGGCUACUACAUGAAAGUAAAAGGAUACUAGUGCUGACUGGUGCUGGGGUUUCAGUUUCAUGUGGAAUACCAGACUUCCGCUCCAGAGAUGGAAUUUAUGCACGGCUUGCUGUAGAUUUUCCAGAUCUUCCAGAUCCUCAAGCUAUGUUUGACAUUGAGUACUUCAGACGGGACCCUAGACCGUUUUUUAAGUUUGCUAAGGAGAUCUACCCUGGGCAGUUUGAACCUUCUCCCUGUCAUAGAUUUAUAUCUAUGCUAGAUAAGCAAAGAAAGCUGCUGCGCAAUUAUACACAAAACAUUGAUACACUGGAACAAGUGGCUGGGGUUCAGCGGAUUAUCCAGUGUCACGGGUCAUUUGCAACUGCAUCCUGUCUCGUCUGUAAGCACAAAGUGGACUGUGAGGCUAUAAGGGAAGACAUCUUUAACCAGGUUGUCCCUCAUUGUCCACGGUGUCCAGAUAUCCCUCUGGCAAUCAUGAAACCAGACAUUGUCUUCUUUGGAGAGAACCUUCCAGAAAUGUUUCACAGAGCCAUGAAACAGGAUAAAGAUGAGGUGGAUCUCUUGAUCGUCAUUGGCUCUUCGCUUAAAGUCCGACCGGUUGCCCUCAUCCCAAACUCCAUUCCUCAUGAAGUGCCUCAGGUCCUGAUCAAUCGGGAGCAGCUGCCUCAUCUGAACUUUGACGUGGAGCUACUCGGGGACUGUGACGUCAUUAUCAACGAGCUCUGUCAUCGAUUGGGUGGAGACUUUGAGCAGCUCUGCUACAACACUGUAAGAUUAACUGAGAUCACAGAGAAACCCCCUCGGUUACCAGAACAGCCACCAAGCGAGGCCUUGUCUGCUUCGAGUGAUGCGACUCAGGAGGAGCAGAAGCGGCACACUACAGACUCAGUAAAUAUGCCUUCGGAGGAGACAGAAAGUCUGAAUGUCACAGAGACUGCUGAUAAUAAUGUUACACCUCUAGAGCCUUGUCCAAAUGCUCAGUGUCCAACGGAGAGCACUGAAUCUCCAGAGAAAGCAGCAGAAGGUGCGCCAAAAGAGGAGGCACCCGAACGAAAGAGUCAAACCUCCAACCUUGAAUUUCGUAGACGUUGCUGGAUGAGUCGAGUUAACAGAACUCCAAUCAGCAAACGCCUUGAGGCAGGCCAAUACCUGUUUCAACCACCAAAUCACUAUAUCUUCCACGGGGCAGAGGUUUAUUCUGACUCUGAAGAUGAGACGUCGAGCUCCUGCGGGAGUGACAGCGAGGACUCUGAAUGCUGUGCUGAAGGGGAGGAAGACGACAGCGAGCCGGAGGAUGCCGACGUAGUACCAGCAGUGGAUGGAGAAACAUGCCUCAAAGACAUAGUACAGCACACUGUAGCCACUGAGGCCACGUCAAGUGUGCAGACAGACAAUAAUUCUGAAAAGACUGAGAGUACCACACACCUUUAAAUGUAAAUUACCCAGUCAACAAAGCACUAAUUGUCUUUUUAUAGAUAUAUAUAUAUAUAUAAAUAUAUACAUAUAAGUUUCAUAUAUUUUUGACUCUUCAUCCUUAAUAUUCAGGGUUUCCUCCAGAAAUGUUGUUAGACCCAGUGGUCAAAGGAGAUUUAUUCUGUUUGGUAGCAAAUAAUCCAGUGUCUUUCUCGCUUUUCAAACCAUAAGUAGGUAGUAAAUAAUAGGCUGUAUGAGUGGAAGAGCAUUAAAUUAGACGAAAAAGUCUUGGCUGUUAGCUACACAAAUCAAAAAAAGAGUAUUAGUUUAUCACAGUUCACCUGUUCAUUUUUUACUUUCAGGAUUCCCUGUUGUAACUCUUCUGAGUGUGUGUAUUUGUGGGUUAACAAACUGAACGGCUGUAGCUGCUCUUUCAUAGAUUGAAAGUAAAUGUAAAUACAUUCAAACAUGUUUAGUGUUCAGCGGGCCUCUGGGCUGUCAGUAUUCUGGUGGAAACCCUGCUCUCGUUUUUCAUAAAGUUGAAGUUGUGUGGCAACUUUGUGUGAAUAUGCAGCAGGUUUGUUUUUUUUUCCCCUCUUCUUUCUUUCUCUGCCCUGUUUGGUCACAUGCACAUGUGUCUGAAACUACAUACUGUAUACUACUUACUAAAUAGAGUACUGUGGGGUUUUUUUUUUCUUAUGUUUACUUUCCAUGUUGUUUUCUGAUUUUGCAUUCACAUUUUCAGAAAUUGAAUUAUUACUUUAAUUUAGAUUAAGCUUUAAUUUCUACAUUGCAGUGACUACAGGCAAAUGUUCCAAAUGUUAUUUUCGGUCCAUACAACGACAUCACCUGUGGUCUAAUAAUACUUUUUAGAGCUGGUUCAUGCUACCAUUAGAAACAUCAGUUUGUAAGCCAGCAGCUGAUAAAUGGUGGGUACUAUGAGUUUCAGACACAUACAUAAAUCUUCUGAUGGUUUACUUGAACGCACUAACUGCAAUAUAGAAAGUUCAGUUCUGCCUUUUCAUAAGGGUCAUUGGUGGAAAAGUGACAGUACUCUUUAAUUUUAGACCAAAGAACACUUUAUCAACACUCUCCUUCGUUGUCAUAAGCUUUGUAUGUUUAAUCUGUCAUUUAAAAUUUGGAAAAAAAUAUAUAACUAUCGACAAGGUGUUCCUUCUGACAUGUGGCAGCUACUUUUUAUGGUCAAGCCUCUUAUUUUUAUACUCUGAUGUGAGACAUACUCAUCAAAGGGUAGAUGAUGGUUUUUAUCUGUACAAAGGUAUACUGAGUUGUAAUAAUAAGCCUUAGGAAUAUAUUCACAUUGAAAAUGGCACUUUUUGUCCUCCUUAUAAACCUGGUUUUGUUGCCUGUGUCACUUUUCAUUGAGCAUUAAGGAGUCUGCUGCCUGCAAAGUGUUGGUAUAUAGACAUAAUUGAGCCACUGUGUUGGAUACAUGUCUACACCAACAUAAUUCACAUGCCAUUGACAAGGUAAUGUUUUGUUUACGUUUUAAGAAGAAACAUUUUUACAUCAUUCUAGUUGUUAUUUCUCAUGGAGUUCUCAGUAAAAAAUAUAGGAAAGAACA